This is a messenger RNA of Effrenium voratum, 2427 nucleotides long. The record is from the annotation of a GenBank genome assembly. NCBI's taxonomy places the organism in Eukaryota, Dinophyceae, Suessiales, Symbiodiniaceae.
AUGAAGUUUCUGAAAUUUGCAACCGAUCUCAAAUUCGGCGUGAAAGUUGGCGGAAGUUUUGCUGCCGUGGUUGCUCUCACGGGGAUCGUCGGCGGCGUCGGCGCCUACAGUGUCAUGACCCUGUCGGAGAGAAUGGAAAUUUCAAAACAGUCAACAUCCGCAAUUGCGCAACUGCAAAACCUUGCCGGUAAGCGCGAAAGCUUCCUCGCGUCCCGAAAUGUUGAAGCUGCAGAUGCCGCACUUGUUGACAUCGACACGCUUGGACAGGAACUGGCAGUCCUUGAAGAACGUUUGAAAAGUGAAGACACCGCAAAAAUUCAGGUUGCGGAAGCUGCUACCGCAGUAACGGACUUCCGCAAGAUCUUCGAGAACGUCGUUGCCCUCACCCAGUCGCAAGCUGAAAAAAGAGCACAGCUGGAAGAAGCCGUGACCGGAUUUGAAGCAGCUGCAGGGGAUAUUCUCGGCAAGGCGAUCAUUGCCCGGAUUGGUAUCAGUUCUGACGAUACAAAUGCGCGCAAAACGAUGGUUGGCGCCAACAAGGUUGGUCAGGCGGCAGCGAGUUUUCAGGAAGAAGUUUUGACCCUGCAAAACCUUUUUGCCGCCGCUGCAAACAAUGCCGCGCAGAUCGCCGAGGUAAAGGCCCGGUUGCAGGCAUUGUCGCCUUCAGUAAUGGCUAUGGCGGGAAACAGCUUCGACGGCAUCGAUAGGGAGGAUUUCAAAAAUCUCGCUGCAAAGACGGAAGAAGUUGUCGCAAUUCUCGACAAAUUGUCGACGACGAAGGACUACAUCGCAAUCUUCGACCUCACUGACAGCGCAAAACUUGGUUUCGAUGAAUUGGUUGCCAACGUAAAGAAAAUCCAGACGGAUACGGCGGUUGCGAUCGAUAGAGUCAACAAGCAGGCAGAGGAAAUCAAUCAGAAUUUCUAUGCCGCGGACAACGUGUCCGGCACCGUGAUGCAGCUCGAAGCGGAUGCGAACGCGGUCAAGGCUGCAAUCUUCUAUUUCAUGGUAUCGCCUGAUGAAGACACGCAAAAUGCAGUGUUGACGGGUCUUUCGAGUUUGAACGACCUGACGACGCGUCUUGAAGAAAGUGCGAAGGAUUUCCCGGCAAUCGUCGAAAAAGUCCCCGAAGUGCUUUCCGCUCUGACCACUUAUGGUUCGACGUUUGAAGGCCUUGCGGCCAAUCAGUUUUCGCUCGCCUCUGAAAUCAGCGCGAUGAAAGACCUGUCCGAAACGGUCCAGGCCCGGAUUUCAGCCAUCUCGGCUGGCCAAAGCGCAGCAGCACAAGCCUCCAGCACAAGUGCAUUGAGUGUCAUAAGCAUUGCUCUCCUCGCAGCAAUCGCGGCCGGAGCAGGCCUCGCAUUUGCGCUCAAUUUCGCUGUCACUAGGCCGCUGAGACGGACAACUCAAACCAUGUCACUGCUUGCAGACGGUGAUACCGAAGUUGAUAUCGAGGGCACGACCCGAGGCGACGAAAUCGGUGACAUGAGCCGCACUUUGCAGGUAUUCCGGGACAACGCUGUUGAGCGUGUCCAACUGCAGUCGGACACGGAGCACGAACAGCAAAUUCGCGAACAGCGCCAGGCAGCGAUCGAGCAGCUCAUCACCGGAUUUCGGGAAAAGGCUUCAACCGUCCUCAAUUCUGUGGGUGAAACCGCAAGCACCCUUGAUGGCACAGCUCAGGAUCUCAAUUCGAUCGCCAGCCAAAACUCCAGUCUCGCAGACAGCACUUUCGGUAUAACCGACGAAGCAACGCAAAACGUUCAGACGGUUGCGAGCGCGGCGGAAGAACUGGCUGCGUCUAUCGCCGAAAUCGCCAGGCAGGUCAGCCAGACGACACAUGUCGUUGGACGCGCGACGGAAGGUACUCAAGUGACCAACGAAAAGGUCCAGAGUCUUUCCAGUGCUGCAACGAAAAUCGGGGAAGUCGUCAGUCUGAUCCAGGCCAUUGCAGAACAAACAAACCUGCUCGCGUUGAACGCAACGAUCGAAGCUGCCCGUGCCGGUGAAGCCGGCAAGGGAUUUGCCGUUGUGGCAGCUGAGGUCAAGGAGCUUGCGACCCAAACGUCCAAGGCAACGGAAGAAAUCGGCUCACAGAUUUCGGAGAUCCAAAGAGCAACGAAUGAUGCCGUCUCCGCGAUCCAGGAAAUCACCGACACCAUGGAAGAAGUCAACGAAUACACGUCAACCAUUGCUGCAGCCGUUGAACAACAGGGCGCGGCCACCAAUGAGAUUUCAGUGAAUGUUCAACGCGCCGCCGAAGGAACCGGCUCUGUGAAAACCAACAUGUCUGAUCUUUCACAGGCCGUAUCUCAGACAAGUCAGUCCGCGAGCCUGGUGCUGAGUGCUUCCUCGGAACUGGCCCAAAAAACUGAAGUGCUGAACCAGGAAGUCGGACAUUUUCUGGACAAUGUCGCAAACGCUUGA